This is a messenger RNA of Zea mays, 1374 nucleotides long. RefSeq names its product protein RRP6-like 2. Bases 1 to 1359 code for a protein of 452 amino acids. The transcript is spliced from 8 exons. Gene Ontology annotation, biological process: nuclear polyadenylation-dependent rRNA catabolic process; TRAMP-dependent tRNA surveillance pathway; nuclear polyadenylation-dependent snRNA catabolic process. The record is from RefSeq and is a predicted model, not a curated record. NCBI's taxonomy places the organism in Eukaryota, Viridiplantae, Streptophyta, Magnoliopsida, Poales, Poaceae. Gene Ontology annotation, cellular component: nucleolus; nuclear exosome (RNase complex). Gene Ontology annotation, molecular function: 3'-5'-RNA exonuclease activity; single-stranded RNA binding.
AUGGCCCCAGUCGCCUUCGCAAAAGUCCCCAAUCCCGCCGGCGGCCUCUGCACGCCUAGCCGCAGACCUCUUUUUUCAUCACGAGUACCACCUGAGCAGCGGAGCCGCGGACAGCCGGACACCAUCACAUCAAACCUCCACCGCCGUCAAUAUAAGCGACAGUUGAAACCGCCAGCCGUUCCUACCCACCCUCCUCCCCGCCCCCGGUCCGCCCCCCACCUCAAUUCCACACCCCCCGGCGAGGCCGCGGGGCGCCCGCGCCCAAACACCAAAACCCUAGCUCCCCACCCACCCACCAACCUCCAAGCACCGGAGGCCGCCGCGCGCUCGCCCACGGUCGCCACGGAUGCGCGCGACCCGCUCGCGGACCUCGACGACGCCCCGCUCGCGCGCCGCUGCUGUUCCGCCAUGGAUGAGCCCGAGAAAGUGAGGGGCAGGGAGGAUGCGGCGUCGGGCCACGAGGCUGGCGGCGCCGAGGAGGCCGGGGAUGGGUUCCAGCUCGUGAUCCAUGGCAAGAAGAAGAAGAGGGCGGCCAGCGGCCAGGACUGCGGGACUGCUGGCUCUGGCUUUGGCGCCGGGCCAGUGCGGGCGUUGACCAGGGAGAAGGGAGCCGCGCCGGUGCCGGGGGCCAAGGUGCCUUUCCACGAUCCAAGCAUUCCCCGGCCGCAGGACGUGUACAAAAUCAGAGUGGAUAACUACAAGCCAUUCGAGCAUGUCUGGCUGGAGCGCAGCGAAGACGGCACCCGACAUGUUCACCCGCUGGAAAACCUACCUGUUGAACAGUUCGUUGACAGAAAUGUUCCUGACAGAGAACCAGUGAAGCCAGCUGAUUUAGAGGAUACACCAUUUACGCUGGUUCAAGAUCACAAAGGCUUAACAGAAUUAGCUAAGAAGUUGAAGAGCGUAACUGAAUUUGCUGUAGAUCUGGAGCAUAAUCAAUAUAGGUCAUUUCAGGGCUUCACCUGCUUGAUGCAGAUUUCAACAAGAACAGAAGACUUUAUUGUGGACACUCUUAAGCUACGCCUAUACAUUGGUCUCUAUUUGCAAGAGCCUUUCAAAGAUCCAACAAAGAGAAAGGUAAUGCAUGGUGCGGAUCGUGAUAUAAUGUGGCUCCAGCGGGACUUCCACAUCUAUGUGUGCAAUCUUUUUGACACAGGACAAGCUUCAAGGGUCUUACAGAUGGAGAGAAACAGCCUUGAGCACCUAUUGCUUCAUUUUUGUGGAGUAACAGCAAAGAAGGAGUAUCAAAAUGCAGACUGGAGGUCGAGACCACUUCCUGAUGAAAUGAUCAAGUAUGCUAGAGAAGAUACACACUAUCUGCUGUACAUAUAUGACUUAAUGAGACAGGCCCUAUUCUGAAUUUCUUUUUUGUUG